ACCUCUUCUCCAAAAGUCUGAACUUUGAAAGGCAGACAAAUGAAGACCAGCCUUAUCCUCCUUAUAUAACCGUGACCACACACACAAAUGAAGAAGCCCAAAUGAAAGGCCCAAAAAUCUAAAAAGAGGUGAAGGAGAGACUUUGUGAAUGUGUGAUCAUAGAAAGUUAGAAACAUGAAGAGACAAGAGAGUGAUAAAACCACAACCAUAGAAACAAGUAAGAAAGCUAUCCAGAAUCUAAUCUUAUUUGCCUCCAAGUCAUCAAUUCUUUAUCCUAUAUUACCAAUCUCUGCUUCACCAAUCCUUUUUGCUCUCUGUCUGCUACAACCUUAACUUGGAUUCUUUCUGGUCACCAUGGCUUCGCUUACUUUCUCUGUGCCCAAGGGUUUCACUGAAUUCUCAGGAUUGCGAAGCUCCUCUGCUUCUCUUCCCUUUGGCAAGAAACUUUCUUCCGAUGAGUUUGUUUCCAUCGUAUCCUUCCAGACUUCUGCAAUGGGAAGCAGUGGUGGAUACAGGAAAGGUGUGACUGAGGCCAAGCUUAAGGUGGCCAUCAAUGGAUUCGGUAGGAUUGGGAGGAACUUCUUGAGAUGUUGGCAUGGUCGCAAAGACUCUCCUCUUGAUAUCAUUGCCAUUAAUGACACUGGUGGCGUCAAGCAGGCUUCCCAUCUCCUUAAAUACGACUCUACUCUCGGAAUCUUUGAUGCUGAUGUCAAACCUUCUGGAGAGACUGCAAUCUCUGUUGAUGGAAAGAUCAUCCAAGUUGUUUCUAACCGAAACCCGUCUCUUCUCCCCUGGAAGGAGUUAGGAAUUGACAUUGUCAUCGAAGGAACCGGAGUGUUUGUUGAUAGAGAAGGUGCAGGGAAACACAUUGAAGCUGGAGCCAAGAAGGUUAUCAUUACCGCUCCAGGGAAAGGAGAUAUUCCAACUUACGUCGUUGGUGUCAAUGCAGAUGCUUACAGUCAUGAUGAACCAAUCAUCAGCAAUGCAUCUUGCACUACUAACUGUCUUGCUCCCUUUGUCAAAGUUCUUGACCAGAAAUUUGGUAUCAUAAAGGGUACAAUGACGACUACUCACUCUUACACCGGUGACCAGAGGUUGCUAGACGCAAGUCACCGUGAUCUAAGGAGAGCAAGAGCAGCUGCUUUGAACAUUGUUCCUACAUCUACAGGAGCAGCUAAAGCCGUGGCUCUUGUGCUCCCUAACCUCAAGGGAAAACUCAACGGAAUCGCUCUCCGUGUACCUACACCAAAUGUAUCAGUCGUUGAUCUCGUUGUGCAGGUCUCAAAGAAAACUUUUGCUGAGGAAGUUAACGCUGCUUUCAGAGAUUCUGCUGAGAAAGAGCUUAAAGGUAUACUCGAUGUCUGCGAUGAGCCACUAGUGUCAGUUGAUUUCAGAUGCUCAGAUUAUUCAACGACCAUUGAUUCAUCACUCACUAUGGUUAUGGGAGAUGAUAUGGUUAAGGUGAUUGCUUGGUAUGAUAAUGAAUGGGGUUACUCACAGAGAGUUGUUGACUUGGCUGACAUUGUUGCCAACAACUGGAAGUGAAUGUAACUUUUGAAAUCAACUUUGUUUCAUGUUUUUCCAUUUUUUCUCUUUUCUCUUUUUUUUUUUUACAUUAUGAUUCUCAAAAUAUCGGUGAAGACUGUAUAAUUGUAGUCCUGAGUUAUGGAUUUGUAAUAAUAAUAAACUAUUCAAACUUGUUUACA
Arabidopsis lyrata subsp. lyrata is the source of this 1706-nucleotide messenger RNA. Its product is annotated as glyceraldehyde-3-phosphate dehydrogenase GAPA1, chloroplastic. Gene Ontology annotation, molecular function: glyceraldehyde-3-phosphate dehydrogenase (NAD+) (phosphorylating) activity; NAD binding; NADP binding. NCBI's taxonomy places the organism in Eukaryota, Viridiplantae, Streptophyta, Magnoliopsida, Brassicales, Brassicaceae. Gene Ontology annotation, biological process: glucose metabolic process. The transcript is spliced from 5 exons. The record is from RefSeq and is a predicted model, not a curated record. Gene Ontology annotation, cellular component: apoplast; chloroplast. Bases 355 to 1545 code for a protein of 396 amino acids.